UGUAGGUAGCCAGAGGAUUCAGGUGUUCUGCCUUCAAUUCCAAUCAUGGAUUUCCCUCUCGGAAACUUCCGCAGAUCCAGCUCCUCUAGCCAGCUGGGUCUCAACAUGAAUGUGGCAGCUUUUAAAAAAAGGGCUGUCGCAAACUUAUAUUCUCCCAGUGUCUAUGGUGGGGCUGGAGGUCAGGGUACCCGAAUUUCACAGGCCAGUUAUGAAGCUCGUUUUGGUGGAAACACCUUUUCUGGUGAUGAAAAACUUGCCAUGCAGAAUCUAAAUGAUCGUCUAGCCAACUACUUGGAAAAGGUCCGAAAUCUGGAGCAGUCCAACUCCAAGCUGGAUCUCCAGAUCAGACAAUGGCAUGAGAAGAACUCUUCUUUCAUUAGCCCGGACCACAGCACCUAUUACAAAACAAUUGAAGAUCUCCGAAGUCAGAUUAAAGCUGCCCAGCUGGCCAAUGCCCGUUGUCUCCUGCAGCUUGAUAACUAUAAAUUGACCAUUGAGGACUUCAGAUUGAAGUAUGAAUCUGAGUAUGGAAUGAGAAUGACCGUGGAGGCUGAUCUCCAGGGACUGAAAAAAGUCUUUGAUGAUCUCACCCUAAGAAAGACAGACUUAGAGGUGCAGAUUGAAAAUAAAAGUGAAGACUUGGUUUUCCUCAAAAAAAACCACGAGGAGGAAAUUGCUGUCCUGCAUCGACAACUAGGCAAGACCGUCAAUGUGGAAGUGGAUUCCUCUCCUGGCCAGGACCUUGGAACCAUCAUGAAUGAAAUGAGGAAUAAAUAUGAAACAAUGGCACAGAAAUAUCAUGAGGAGGCCAGAGCACAAUUUGAGAAACAGAUUAAAAUGCUACAAGAAGAGGUCACAGUGAACACCACGGAGAUUAGGACCAAUGAGGUUCAAGUGACAGAGCUAAGACGAAAACAUCAGAGCUUAGAGAUAGAGCUCCAGUCCCUUUUAAGUAUGAAACAGUCUUUUGAGCGUGCCCUAGAAGAGACAAAAGCUCGCUAUGGUUUACUGCUGAAACAGAAUCAAGAAUUAAUACACUCUGUAGAGACCCAGCUGAUGAAAGUCCGAACUGAAACAGAACGACAAAAUGAGGAAUACAAAAACCUUUUUAACAUCACGACCUAUCUGGAGAUGGAAAUUGCCACCUAUCGCCGCCUCCUAGAGGGAGAAGAUAUCGGAAAAAUUGAGGCUCUCCAAGCAGAAACUGGGGAUAUAAAAGAAAUAACAAAAAUCAGGAAGAUUAAGACAUUUGUGGAAGAAAGGGUAGGUGGCAAGGUUGUGUCAUCUGAAGUCAAAGAAAUAGAAGAGAAGAUUUAAACAACUAUGAAAAGGAGGUGUAUUCAAUGAUUUGGAAAAUUUCUAUCAAACUUCAGAAUGUUUUCCUAGUGCAAACAUCAACAAUAUGGAAAUAGGUUUUGAUCAAGGAAUAUUGUAAUACCCAAUGGAAUUGCAAGUGGGCUAUGGGAAGGGUGGGGAGUAGGGGAGGGAGAGAUAGACUAUGAUUCUUGUAACCAAGGAAUGUUCUAAAUUGACUAAAU
Messenger RNA from Monodelphis domestica (gray short-tailed opossum), 1538 nucleotides. It is a transcript of the gene KRT20, whose product is annotated as keratin 20. Gene Ontology annotation, molecular function: structural molecule activity. NCBI's taxonomy places the organism in Eukaryota, Metazoa, Chordata, Mammalia, Didelphimorphia, Didelphidae. The record is from RefSeq and is a predicted model, not a curated record. Gene Ontology annotation, cellular component: cytoskeleton. Gene Ontology annotation, biological process: epithelial cell differentiation; intermediate filament organization.